AUGGCUUGUGUUGAGAAUAUUCCACCGCACCACGCGGAUUCUGAGAUGGAAGAAGGGGAAAUCGUGGAUGAUUUAUCAGAUAUAUCUUCUGAAGAAGAGUACCUGUUGCGUCAGAGACUGCAAGUGCUAGAAACUUACAACAAUGUCCUUGAGCGUAAGAAAGCAAAACGCUUGUCUACAGGACCAGGAAAAAAACAUGGUACAAAACAUAAAAGGGAAGAUACGUUACAGUAUGAUUUAUCGGAAAUAUCGGCGACUGAACUAGAUGAUUAUUACUUUAAUGCACAAAAGAAACCAAUUAAAGUACAAAAACGCCAGAAAACGCAUCAUAGACAGAAGAAAAGAAAAUUAGAACCAAUUCUGCUUCCUGAAAAACCCAAGGAAGUUGUGAGAGAGUAUAAGAAAAAGACCCAUCAUGUCAAGAAGAAGAUACCACCUAAAGUUGUAAGUGAAUCUAGUGAAGAAUCUGAUGAUGAGUACAGAGCUAGUCGAAGAAAACUAGCCGAUGCUGUUGUAGUCAAUAAAGAUGCAAAAACUUCUUUAAGUGAAAGGCUUCAGCAAAUGCUUUGUGGAGUCAACCCCGAACCAAGAGCCAUAGUUACUGAUACGAAAAAUAAUGACAUUAGCAGUGUAUUAGAAAAUGCUGAAUCACCACUGUCCUCAAUGAAUACUGAUGAUCAUACAACGUUACAUUCUGAAGAUACAAAGGACACAGAAAAUAAAACAGACAAAUCUGUAAUAGACUUAUGUUCUGAUGAAGAUAGUAAGUCAAUGUCAAUUGAUUGUUCAAGAACUGUAGAUUCAGUUAUUACAGAGGUUGAAACUCAAGCUAAGUUGCGGAAGGAUUCUAAUUCAGGUAAAGAAUCUGAAGAAGAUCUAGAACUGCUUAGACAACAUGCUCUCAAAACUAAAAUUACUAAAACAAGUGCAGUUCUAAACGAUGUUCAAAUUGAAAACAAACUACUGUCUGAUGAUGAAGACAGUGAUACAGCAGAGUUAAGAUUGAUCUGUCUUAAGUCUGCUUUGCUUAAGAAGGCUAUUGAAAGAAAGCAGAAACAAAAGUUAAAGAAAAGACUUUCGCAGUCUUCUCACCUUGGAGACAAUCUUAUAAGCGAUAAUAACACUGAUAUAGAAUCAGUUGAUAUGGAUAUUGGAUCAGAUUCUGAAGAAAAGACUAAAGAAAACCCAGACGGUUGUGCCAAAGUCAAUAUUGUAGAUGAACAAAGUAAACCAAAUCUAAAUCCUGCAUUAUUUGAAAACAUUCCUUUACCUAGUCCACUUCCAGUAGUAGAUGAACUAGAAGAUGAUGAAGAUUUAUUACGAGCUAAGUUACUUACUUCUUUAAGUAAAAAUUUACCUAAUUUGGUAAGUCCCAAUGUAAUUGAGCCCAUAGAAAGCAUCAGAGAUACAAGACCAAUUUCUCUAAAACCACCUCAAGUAAAACCUGUUGUAGCUGCUGUUGUACCAAAAGAAAAGAGGUUCAUUAUAACUGUUGGCGCAUCAGAUUCAGAAGGAGAAGAUGAAGCUACUAAGAAUUUAACAAAGAUGCAUAUGAAAUUGGCAGAGCAAGCUGACUUCCAGCAGAGAUUAGAUAUGUUCUUGAAGAGUACGAGAAUGGAAGUGGAGAAAACAACACAAGUUCCUGAUGUUACACAGCAAUCUGUUCCACCGAAGAAAAACGAAAAGUUCGUUGCUAAGGCUGUAACCCACUUGCCAAAAUCAGAACAAAUCGAGUAUAGGAAUCUCGUGAAAAGAAUGGCAGAAUUAGAAAAGAUAAAACAAGCUAGGCAAGCUCCUGUUAGUUUAAGUCACAAAGUUCCUAUACAAGUAAAAGAUACACUAAAACCGAGAAAUGUAGCAACUGAUUCCUCUAAACUAUCUGCCAUAAAUGAUUUGGAAGAAAAAAUAAAAGCAUCAAGAAAACACAUCGCUGAAGAGUCAGCCAAGAUUUUAAAGUUGAAGGAAGAGGGAAUAAAAUUAUCCCAAAAAUACAAAAUUGUCGCUACAGAACUUCGCAACAUCAAAACCGCUAUCGCACUGAACAAGAAGCAGACGAGAUCUGUUCAAACUUGUUUAACAAAAAUUAGGUUACACCAUCAAAUGUUAUUGAAAAGCUCAACGACUUCUGUACAUUCCAAAAUUAAUGGCGGUCUGCCAUAUCAUAACGUAGCUACGAAAUUACAAAAAGAAAAUAAUCCAGCAAGCGAAGAGAACAAAACGCACAUAGUAAACAAUAAACUCGUUAGAGUAGUAGACAAUAACUUGUCAAAAGAAGAACCGAAGCAUGUAGUAGUACAAAAACCUGUAAAAGAUAACAGUUUGCGGAAAGAGGAACCAAAGAUUAAUAAAGUUAUUGCAAUUGAGAAAGUUCCAGAUAAAAAAGAACAAAAUCGAGAAUGUGUAGUUAAUAAAGUAGUAAAAGAAGCUCAUACGCCCGAAGAACCCAAAAAACUUGUAGCAAACAAUACUGCAAGAGUUGUAAAACCUCCGCCUUUAGUGAUUGUUCAUCCAAAAUUGUCCGUACGACUGGAUGUCACUAGUAAUAAAAAAGUUGUUAAAGUGGGAGAGGAUACAAAUGAUAAUAAUGCGGAACAUAAAGAUAGGAAUGAAAAUUUAUUGGAAAAUAGGCUGGUCGUCCAUCCAGUUGCGGAAGGUGGAGGGAAUAGCGAGAAGUCGGCGCUGGAUCGCAGAAGACACGGGAGCUAUGACUACAGAUCACCUUUAGACGCUUUUGGAAUUACAACUUGGCAGGGCGACCCGAACAAGAUCCUUUGUCCUUUCGAGGUGGGCGGCGACUGCAAGGAUCCUGACUGCAUAUACCAACACACCCCCUCCCGGUCCACCUGA
This is a messenger RNA of Spodoptera littoralis (African cotton leafworm), 2847 nucleotides long. The record is from the annotation of a GenBank genome assembly. NCBI's taxonomy places the organism in Eukaryota, Metazoa, Arthropoda, Insecta, Lepidoptera, Noctuidae.